Molecule: messenger RNA, 2122 nt
Organism: Cydia pomonella (codling moth)
Lineage: Eukaryota; Metazoa; Arthropoda; Insecta; Lepidoptera; Tortricidae
Gene: Poc1
Product: POC1 centriolar protein homolog A
Exons: 7
Coding region: 143-1240 (365 amino acids)
Biological process (GO): cilium assembly
Cellular component (GO): ciliary basal body; centriole
Molecular function (GO): protein binding
Source: RefSeq, a predicted model, not a curated record
ACAAAUUUGGCGAUGGUUUUUGUUGUUUUUUUUGUGCUGUCAGAUCAAUUUGAAUUGGAUUCAAAUCGGCUACAAACUGGAAACGUUGAAUUUUACAAACUGCUAAAAGUGCUAAAACGUGUAAUCGUGAAAUCUCGUAGCUAUGGAAGAGGAAUCUACACUCGUAGAACCAUCAUUGGACAAACAAUUAAAAGGACAUAUAAAUGGUAUCACUUCGCUCUAUUACAGCGUAAAUGAGCAUUAUAUAGCAACAGGAUCUUUUGACAACAGUAUUCUACUAUGGCAGCUUCAUGGCUGUAUCAAGAGUUACCGGUUCCAAGGGCACUCGGAAGCCGUGAUGGACGUGACGUUCUCACCUUCGGGCAAGCACAUGGCAUCGGCGUCUCGCGAUAAGACCGUGCGGCUGUGGGUGCCAACCGUAACGGGCAGCACCGGCGUCUUCAAGGCGCAUUCGCAGACCGUGCGCUCUGUGCAGUUCACACCCGAUGAGUCAAAGAUCUUGACAGCAUCAGAUGACAAAAUAAUCAAGCUGUGGUCCAGUGAUAGAUACAAGUUCAUAUCAUCUUUUGUUGGUCACAAGAACUGGGUCCGUUGUGCCCGAAUUUCAAAUGAUGGCUGCAUUAUAGCUUCUUGUUCUGAUGACAAGACAACAAUGCUCUGGGACCCAGAGUCUGGAAAAGAGGUUCACUCUUACAAAGACCAGAAAGGUUUUGGAAUGUGUUUAGCAUGGCACCCAUCUGGUUGCUAUAUUGCUGUGGGAACAAGCCAGGGCAAUGUCAAACUGUAUGAUGUUAGAACUCAUAAUCUUGUUCAGUAUUACAGUAUACAUAGUGAUACAGUCACACAAUUAUCAUUUCAUCCUAGUGGCAGCUACAUUCUCACAGCUAGCAAAGAUGGUAAAAUGAAGAUUUUGGAUUUGCUUGAGGGUCAUCCUUUAUUUACCUUGGCUGGGCACACUGGUUCAGUUAAUGCAGUUAAUUUCUCUCCCAGUGGAGACACAUUUGCGUCAGCUGGUGAAGACAAACAGGUACUCCUAUGGAAUACCAAUUUUGCAGAAGUUUCAACCGAAAUGAAAGAAAAUAUGGUAUCACAGAGAUCUAAAUCUCCCACCUCAGUAAAAGGGAAAAAACAGGACUGGUCAAUGUCUGCUGUUUCCUCAGAGUACUCUAUAGCCAUUCAGAAACUAGAGUUCAGAGAUAAUUGCAACUAUAUUAGUCAUAUUAAACAUUCUUCACCAUGAUAGAUACAUAAUUUUAAAAAACUAAUAUAUUCAAUCAUGCAUAUCAGGGGACCAAGAUUUGGUACCUAUGUUAUCAUACCUGCAAGUAUCCCGAAACAUCUUUCGUCCAUAUUGAUCCACCUGAAAGCACGGGCUAUGAGACAAAUGACUGUCAAAGACCAAAUGCGGUACCACUGAGUAACCCCCCUUGUCAGGAUCGCGCAGCUGGAUUACUUACCAGAAGCUCGAGUCCCUCAAGCAGUGCAAGAUCAGCUAUAUUUCAUGGGCAACCCAGAGCAAACAGCACUAUAGUGGAAUCACCCCUAGUGGAUGCUGAAGUUCCCCGGAAUUUUAAUAACUCAAACACGUCAAGGUCUGGGCUACAUACAACAUGCAAGUCGGAUGAGUGUGAAAGGGUCGGCACGGUUGGCGACAUGAGUCAUGUACCCCGCGUGGCACCCUCUCGUACCACAUGUACCGUGCCUUGCAUUGCUAGCAAUAAUACUUUCACUGUUCAUACUUCAGAGGAAGAUUUGUUUGGCAUGAUUAAGUUGAAAGAGAAUGAUGUCUGUUAUACAAGUGGAACUAUAGAAUGGGUCGGUAGAAAAAGGAGCUUCCCAAUCAAUAGUGGAUUCAAACUUUUGAAUGAUACUUACAGACAUGAACCUCUUGAAAAGAAACUCAAGUCAGAUGCAACUUAUACUUGUAAUGGUAGUCACUUGAAGGACUGUGACUGUGCCGAUGUCCUGCCCACUAUGAAUGCAAUUGUGGACCAUUUGAAUGCUCUCCAUGAGGCAGUGGACCUAGUGGACCUAAGAGUGAACACUCUUGAAAAUGCUUUAUAGCAGUAGUUUAUAGUAGUUUGUUUAUCUUCAAGUCAAGUUAUUAAAGUAUAUACACUUA